Messenger RNA from Phlebotomus argentipes, 792 nucleotides. RefSeq lists its product as uncharacterized. NCBI's taxonomy places the organism in Eukaryota, Metazoa, Arthropoda, Insecta, Diptera, Psychodidae. Bases 1 to 792 code for a protein of 263 amino acids. The record is from RefSeq and is a predicted model, not a curated record. The transcript is spliced from 4 exons.
AUGAUGGAUUAUAUGAUGGUGAUUUGUGAAGAGAUGAAGACCAAGAUGAGUCUUCAAUUAGUUCCCGUUCGGCAAGGGAUCCUGGUGGCGAUCCUCGUGAUCGUUGCCAGUUGCCUGGCAUUUCCUGGCGGAUACGGUGGGGGAGGAGGAGACUUCGGAGGAGGGGGACAACACCAUGGAGGAGGAGCAGGACUGCAACACGGAGGAGGAGGAGGCCUGACAAGCUUCACGGGAGGAUUCGCCAACUCUCACAGCAGUGCGACCGCAAGUGCUCACAGUAGCGCGGGCACGUUUAGCGGAGGCUUCAGCGAUGGAGGAUAUGGUGGACAUGGAGGCGCCGGUGGAACUCAUCACGGCGGCGGUGGUGGCGGCGGAACUCAUCACGGUGGUGGCGGCGGAACUCAUCACGGUGGUGGCGGCGGAACUCAUCAUGGCGGCGGCGGUGGAACUCAUCAUGGCGGCGGUGGCGGAACUCAUCAUGGUGGCGGAGGAAGUCAUCAUGGCGGCGGCGGAAGCCAUCAUGGAGGUGGUGGAGGCGGAGGAGGCGGUGGAGGAGGCGGUGGUGGUUUUGGAUCACACGGAAGCCAUCACGGAGGACAUGGAAGCCAUCAUGGAGGACAUAGCGGACAUCUUCAUUUUGGUGAUAGCAGCGAGGAAAGUCAUGGAGGGGGCUUUCAUGGCGGUUUCGAUGGCGGCCACGGCGGCGGUUACGGAGGAGGAGGAGGCGGAGGAGGAGGGGGUGGCGGCUAUGGAGGCGGAUUUGGUGCGCAUAAAGGAGGUUAUGGCAAAUAG